Messenger RNA from Homarus americanus (American lobster), 2401 nucleotides. RefSeq lists its product as uncharacterized. The transcript is spliced from 3 exons. Gene Ontology annotation, molecular function: nucleic acid binding. Gene Ontology annotation, biological process: DNA integration. Lineage: Eukaryota; Metazoa; Arthropoda; Malacostraca; Decapoda; Nephropidae. The record is from RefSeq and is a predicted model, not a curated record. The coding region runs from base 309 to 2129 and encodes 606 amino acids.
CCUUGUCAAAUGUCUACCCUGCCUCUCCACUCUCACCCGACACCUUACACGGAGCAUACCUUCCUCUCUCUAUACACCCUUUAAUGAAUAAAUGCAAUUCUAAAACGAUGACAUGUAUUUACGGAAUAAAUAUGAGAGAGAUAUGUUGAGGUUGGCAGCGCUGGGCUAGGCUGUGGGAGAGGACAACCAACUCAGGAGACAUAACACCUACCUCUACCUCCAAGACACUCAUGUAAACACCUGCUAACACUCCUCACUUCCUUAGACACAUGAACAAUACCUGACUAAUGUACAGGUGAAUUACAGCAAUGGAUGAACAAGAGUUUGAUGAGAUAUUGACUUAUCUCUCAAAGAGCAAAUAUCCUGACAGUAUUAAAAGUAAAGAUAGUCGUAGCAACUGGCGCAAGAAGUGUCGGCCUUUUACAUACUGUAAGAACGAACUAUAUUACAACCACAAGAAGUAUGGAGCACUCUUAGCAGUCAAGGGUAUUAAGGAUAAGAGGAGGAUAAUAGAAUCCAGUCACCUGCAGUCAGAUGGAAGACACCAUGGAAUUAACAGAACACUUAAGAAGAUUAGCACCAACUACUACUGGAAGACUAUAGCAAAAGAUGUUCACUACUAUGUGAAAAUAGAAUGUCAGACUUGUAUUGAACAAGGCAAUCAGCAAAACAAUGUGAUGCGUCAUUCAAACAUGACUCGGACAGAUUCCGAGGGUGGAAUCAAGGUCAAGUCGACUGAGAAAAUUGUGGACAAGGCCAUUGAACAGAUAGGACUGGAUGUAAUUGGUAAUAUUUUAGAACCUAGUGUUCCAUCUCCCCAAGAACCUGUGUGUAGUGUGUUUAAAUGUGAAGCCGUUGUACCGCAGCAAACUAUGCAACAGCCAUUAGUGCUCAGAGACCAUAUCAUGGCACAGUGCGGCCUUGAUGUUAUUGGUCCUCUCAGUGAAACACACAAAGGAAUGAGAUUUAUAGUUCUAUUAACAGACUGUGUAACAAAGUGGGUUGAAGCAAUGGCAUUAUCUGAAUUCACAACUGAUUCUAUAGGGAAUUUUUUGGCUGAAAGUAUAUGCCGUCAUGGGUCAAUUGAAGAAAUAAUGACAAAACACAACAAUAAUGACUUUUGUGCGAGAUUAUCUGAGAAAAUGUGUUCAAUGAUGGGCAUCACCAUCCGAUUAUCUACUCUACUUUCUCCACAGUCAAAUGGGUAUCCUGAGAACUAUUGGUAUAAUUCUCUUCUGUGUGGUGCCUUGAUGAAGUACAGCAAUCAAAAUCAAUAUUAUUGGGAUAUUUACUUGCAUCAGGUAAUUUUAGCAUAUAGGACAUUUCAUCAAAAGAAUACUCCUGGGUCUCCAUUCCAACUUUUAUACGACAGACCCACUCGUCUUCCAGUUAUAAAUGUAUCUCACUCAACCAGUGAUGGUUAUUCAGAUGAACAGGAAGCUCUUAUAAACCAUAUGACUAGUUAUAUUAAGGCCCUGUCUUGUCCCACUCACCAUCAAUCACUUGGUAUUCACAGCCAACAAAGCGAUAGAUUAACCCCUCCAUAUAUUACACCUAAUAAUAUCUCUACACCUGUGCCACCAUCAACAACAGCUCAACAUCACCAGUCAUCACAUGUUUUAGGAUCUUUUACUCAUACGGUGCAAGCUAAUAAUCAAAUAAACUCAAAUCUUCCUUUAUCUACACUUGAAACAAGCCAGCAAACAUCACACAGUAGUGCUACAAUCCACACUAUUCCAGGCACUGGGUUGACAGCACAAACUAUAUCCCCCAGCACCAUGGCAGCUCACAGUAUUUCUGGAAAUAGCAUAAAUUCACACAGCAUUCAAGGAAACAAUUUAUCACCUCACACAAUCUCUACUAACAGUGUUGCACAUAGCAUCCAAGCAAACAAUGUAGCACCACACAGCAUUCCCAACAACAGUCAUAUUAUUACAACCCCAACUGUUACUUCUGUUGGCAGUCACAUUAUCACACCACAUGUGUCUGCUGCUCAGUCCACUACCGUCCAGACUCCAACAAACAUGACCACACAGGCCACCACAGACACUCACUCAGGACACAUGGUUAUGAUACACACAGACGGGAAGGCUUACGCAGACUCAUUCUAUGUGAUCUGUCCACAGUGAUCCUACAGUUGGAUCUCGGGGAGAGAUAUUGAAAUUGAGGUUUCAUAAAUAUAGAUAUGCAACUAGAAUCCUCAUUUGACAAUUGGAUUACAGUAAGUCCUCGCUUAACGUCGGGGUUAUGUUCCUGAAAAUGCAACGUUACACGAAAUAACAUUAAGCGGAUAAAUUUUCCCCAUAAGAAAUAGAUAAAAUAUGGGAGUUAUGUUCCCCAGCCACCCUUUGCCCCAUGAAAUACAUUACAUAUACAAAAAAUCAUUGCCAUUUCUAUAGAA